Messenger RNA from Bacillus rossius redtenbacheri, 1405 nucleotides. RefSeq lists its product as uncharacterized. Bases 98 to 976 code for a protein of 292 amino acids. Lineage: Eukaryota; Metazoa; Arthropoda; Insecta; Phasmatodea; Bacillidae. The record is from RefSeq and is a predicted model, not a curated record. The transcript has 7 exons.
AGUGAAAUACACGAAGUCCUACGAUGUCAAGACGACGUUGAACACAAGUUUUUAGACAGCUUCGUCAUUCCGUUAAUAUUUCACUGAACGCGGUAAAAUGGCGAGGAUAUUCGACAAAUGGUUCAUGCUGCCUUCGACGGAGAUUAUCGUGUUCAGCGUCGCAGGAAUCUGCUCGACGGUGAUGGAGGAGUCCGUGCUGACCAUCCCGGAGCGGCUGGAACAGGUGCUGCGGUUCGACUACCGCGGCUACGAAGAGCUGCAGCCCUUCGAGCUGAGCGCGGCCAAGAGCGCCAUGUGCAUGGACGUGCUGGGCCGCCGGCUCGCCGCUCCCGUCUACCUGCUCAGCUACUUCCUGGUGGUCUGGGUCGCCUUCUUCGGCAAGUACCCUCGCCUGCUCGUGCCGUGGCUGGUGAUCGGCUUCUUCAGGCACCUCAUGCUGAACCACGUCAGCAUGCUGACCGGGGCCUACCUGGGCGCCCGGGGCGAGCUCACCUGGUCGCUCCUGCAGUUCGUGCUCGUCAAGGUGUUCGAGAUCAUGAUGUACGCGUACCUGUGGUACAGCGUGCUGCUGCUGUACCGAGGGCUGCGGCUGCUGGAGACUCUGGAAGAUGUCGCCACCAUAGUGCAGCCCCCUGGUACCCCCGCUCCCCAGACGGCCCGAGAGUGCUGCCCAGGAGCCGCCCGUAGGCAAGUCCCAGGUGCCGCGCCGCGACGUGGUGAUGGAGACGCCCGUGAAGACGGCGGGGACCCAGCUGGCCCCGCGGCGGUCGCGCUCCGUGGACGAGGGCCUCUCGGAGCUGCGCGACGACUGGGACGACGAGGACGUGGAGCUGGUGGGCGACUACAAGCAGCGCGCCAUGGACUACCUGGGGCUGCAGUACCCGGAGCCCCCGGCGGCGCCCGCGGUUCCCCCGUCCCGCCGCGUCAUCUGCACGGACAGCUCCUGCGACAAGGCGGUGCAGGUGAACACCAUUAGCAAGCGGUGGCUCAGGAAGCUGCAGAAGCAGAUAAAGGACGCCAUGGACGACCCUACUUGGCCGAGGAUCAGCCCGCGGCGCGGCCUCUGGUAGAGCGCUCCUGCCGACGGCUCCUCGCUGCUGCGUGGGCUGCCGCAUCACAAUGUGUUUUAUUUUUUAUAAUUUAAAAGUGUGACUUAAAAUAUGAAGUUCAUACGUGGAACUUUGAGAACUUGAUUCAUGAGAACUAAGAUUUCAAGAAAAAAAAAAAAGGGCACAGCUAGGUAAAUAAAAUUUAGAAUCAUCAUAUGUUUUUGCAUCACACACAGCAAUAUGCGAUUUAAAGAAAAGCGUAUGGCUGUAGAAACUCAAAUAAGUAGCUGCAGUGAGUUGUGUGGUGUCAUCUGUAUUGAUUAUUUCGCCAAUAAAAUAUUAAAAAUAAUAAUAGU